AUGGCAGACGAAGAGAAAGAAAAGGCAGAGAAGAUCGCAGCGGCGAAGAAACGCUAUGAGCAAUUGAAGAAGAAGACAAAGAAGGCGGGCGGUGGAAAGAAGAAGGAAGACAAGGCAGAGGCACCCGCUGAAGCAGAAGCCUCUAUCGAAGCCUCCGCCGAAGCGACAACUACCGAAGAUCAGUCCGAACAAGUCGCGCCAGAACCGGUAGAAGCUACAAACGCAGCGCCGCCGCCAGAGGAGGACGAUGACGAGCCGUCGGAGCUGGCUGUGCCCAAGGCAGCACACGGCCGCAAGCCCUCAGUCGCUGUCGAGUCGCGACAGCGAUCUGAGUCCUUCUAUCGCUCGGGAGCCGCUGGUGGGCCUUUGUCGCCGGGAGGAGGGGUCACAAGCGAGGUCUACCGGGAACAAGCACAGAAGAUUGAGGAGCUCGAGAAGGAGAAUAAAAGACUCGCAAGCGAAGUUGAAGAAAACCAGGAAAGAUGGAAGAAGGGUGAAGAAGAACUGGAGGAGCUGCGAGAAAGCAGAGGAGACGUUGCGCUUGCAGUCGAGAAGGGCAAGGAGGCUGACAAACUGAAAGCCGAAGUCGAAUCCCUCAAGAGACAGCUCGCGCAGGCGCAAACGCAAAGCAACAAAUCUAUUCGUCGUACAUCGACUGCGUCACCCAGUCAGAGCGCAUCUAUCGAUGAUCUGAAUGCGCAAGUUGCUUCAAAGUCUGCGACUAUCGAGUCAUUGGAGCUGGAGAUCUCGAACGUCAACAGGCAGCUCUCGGAACAGACCACUAAGAACAACGAGCUUCAGUCACAGAUUUCCAGUCUGGAAUCCGCAGUGCAAAAGGCAGAACAAGAAGCCAGCUCAACGAAGACGGAGCUAGAGGAACUCAAAGCAAGUUUGGACAAAGCCGGGGAUCAGGCUGAGAAGGACGGCUCAGAUCGCGACUCUGCACAGACGCGCAUUGCGCAACUAGAAGCUGAGUUGGGCACGGCGAACCGCAAAGCUUCAGAUUCAGUCUCGCGCGCUGAGUUGUUGGAGAAGAAGAUUGAAACGCUCACACAGCUGCAUCGAGACAAUGACACCCGAAACCAGACGCGCAUACAAGAGCACAAGAAGAUUGAGCGAGAAGCGACAGAACUACGGACUCGCAUAACAGGCCUCAGCAACGAGAACGCACGUCUUCGAGAGGCAGAGCAGCGCCGCCGCAAGGCUGAUCUCGGUUCUAUCGAAGACUCAAGCGUACAAGAACUUCUGGACGAAGAGCGCGACCGCCUCCUCGCCAAGGUCCGCGAACUCGAGGAAGAAAACUUCGAACUUCGCCGAGGCGUAUGGCGCGACCGUCGCCAACAGAUGCAACCUUCUAUCGACGACCAGGCAGACGCCUCACAUCCCUACACCAGCACCAACAGCUUCGACGACAUUGACCUCUCUGGAGCGCCAUCCCGCCAAGCCCUCCCCAACCGCACACGUUCUUCCUUCCAAGAUGUCAUCCAAUCUGGCAUCUCAGCCUUCACCGGCCAGAAUCCUGCGCAUCGACGAAGCGAUGCUGCGAGUAAGCCGAAGCCUAGGCAAGAAAGUCUGGGUAGUCUCGAUGAAUUCGAAAUUGAUGAGGAUGCAUUUAGGCAAGCACAGGAAGAGGAGGCCAAGAAGAGGCUCGAGAGGGUUAGGGAGGUUAAGAGAGGGCUCGUGCAAUACAAGGGAUGGAGACCGGAUUUCGUGGAUGUUAGAGUGGGGAUGGGUGGUGUCUUCGAGAUAUGA
Molecule: messenger RNA, 1752 nt
Organism: Alternaria arborescens
Lineage: Eukaryota; Fungi; Ascomycota; Dothideomycetes; Pleosporales; Pleosporaceae
Exons: 3
Coding region: 1-1752 (583 amino acids)
Source: RefSeq, a predicted model, not a curated record